Tachysurus fulvidraco (yellow catfish) is the source of this 2072-nucleotide messenger RNA. It is a transcript of the gene znf692, whose product is annotated as zinc finger protein 692. Gene Ontology annotation, cellular component: chromosome; kinetochore. The transcript has 12 exons. Gene Ontology annotation, molecular function: chromatin insulator sequence binding. Gene Ontology annotation, biological process: regulation of transcription by RNA polymerase II. The record is from RefSeq and is a predicted model, not a curated record. Lineage: Eukaryota; Metazoa; Chordata; Actinopteri; Siluriformes; Bagridae. Bases 275 to 1729 code for a protein of 484 amino acids.
AUCGUGUUUUAAUCCCGAUACAUUACAGAAGUUAGAAAAGCGAAUCAGGACCUGUUUGUCACGGUCACUUCUCUGAGCUCAUCAUGGCUUCAAAGGAAAGUUGUUUAAGUGCACAAAAAAAACUCUUUCUUUUAUUCAACAUUUUUAUUCACCAUUCCUGAAUACUUUCGACGAUCCCUACGAUCCCAAACAUCUAUCAGGGGCAACCGCAGCCAGGUGGGGCCCACCAUCACUACAGUGUGCAUGAAGAGGACGUGUAUGUGUUCUCUUCAUCAUGUCGUCGAAUAAAGAGGCUCAUCGCAGGCAGCGUCGCAGAGAGCUGGACGCCAGGAGGAGUAAGUUUCGGGUGCGACUCGGGUCAUGGCCCGAGAGCUGGAGUAAACUCAAGGACCAGCUGGGUUUCUCUCUCCAUUCAGAGCUUGCACAGUUUCUGCUGGACAGUUACUCCUGCAAAGUGUGCAGCCCAGGAUCAGGUAAUGGGAAUGAAGUGAUUUCUGUAACCGUGGCUUCUCUGGAUCAGCUAAUCCUGAUGGUCCACAGUCACAGCCAGCAGUGCAGUUUGACCCCGAGACUGCAGCCUGACCUGCACAGACAGGACGUGAAGGAGAGUCUGCUGGAUCCUGAAACCUCCACAAGGUUGUCUGAAACGGCUGAACUGUGUCUGACGUACGUCUGCGAAGGCGAACACGCGUUCACCUGGAGUCCGAUACACACCCAGAGGGACGACGACGGAGAGCAGAGCGAACAGGGAAGUGCUGCUCCUUUAGGGUUGAGGAGGACCAGAGAACGACGGAUGAAAGGUGCGAAACAAGACGAGGCGUGUGGGACGAGGAGCCUGAGGAGCGCAAGAGGAAAAAGUGAUGAUGAUAGAAGCACUGCUAGAUUCGGACAAGGCUUAGAGAUGGAGCGAAUCACCUCGUCAGCCUCAGGAGGAAAUGAGGAACAUGAACAUUCGUGCGACAGCAACAAACAGGUCACAAGUUCACAGGAAGGAAUCGAUGCGUCUCUUCUGGCCUCGGCUCCAGAGAUCAGUAGUGAAGAGGAUUUUGAGGGUCGCGGUGUAACAGUGCUACAGGCUGCAGUACCGAACUCCACCACGAGAGGGUGCGAGAGGAGAGAAGAUGCUCCUGAGACGUGCAGGAGGAGCGUAGGAGCGAGGAGAAAAGCCUGCAGACAGCGUUCAGAGAGAGAUGAGGUUUCACAGAUGAGCAGCAGGAGGAAAAGAAAACCAGCUCCUAAGCUCAUUUUACCCUGCGAGGUCGACGGCUGCUGGAAGAUCUUUUCUAGUCGUCAGUACCUCAAUCACCAUAUGAAGUACCAGCACUUCCAGCAAAAGACUUUCACUUGCUCUCAGCCCUCCUGUGGAAAGUCCUUUAACUUCAAGAAGCACCUUAAAGAACACGAGAAGCUUCACAGCGAUCAACGAGACUACAUCUGUGAAUUCUGCGCUCGUGCCUUUCGCACCAGCAGCAACCUGAGCAUCCACCGCAGAAUCCACACAGGAGAAAAACCACUGCAGUGCGAGGUGUGUGGUUUCACCUGCCGUCAGAAAGCAUCCCUGAACUGGCACAUGCGUAAACACGAUGCCGAGCGCAGCUACCAGUUUGCGUGCGAGAUCUGUGGCCGCCGCUUCGAAAAGAGGGACAACGUGACCGCACAUCGGAGUAAAAGCCACCCAGAUCACAUGACCCCUGACCUUCCGAAAGAGCCUACAGCCAACGACCUUUGACCUUCUUGAGCCUUGAGUUAAAAUUAAGCAUGCGUCAGUAUUAAAGGUUCACCGUUUGCAAACUUCCGACAGGUGGACUUUUCCGGUGGCGCCUUUUAAGAAAAGUGGGCGGAGCAAAGAUUAAAUCGGAACUUACUGAACCCUUUUCGUGGAGACACUACACAAGGGGUAACUUUACCUCAACACAAUCAACAUCCCACGGUCAGAGUGCUCUCAUUCGCUUUAUGGAAAUAGUCCAGCGUCACAUACUCCAAAUUCCACAACACUCCAUAUUCAACAAGCUGAUUAAGGACAAGAAUUAUUCUGUAUGUCUUUUCAAGUCUUAAUUAAAAGGUUUCAACCA